AUGGCGAGCCCAACAACCGCUUCGGCGGCCAGCUCCAAACCUUCGUCCGUUAAGUCGGACGGCAAAAAAUCGCCGCGUUUGACCCCGCAGAAUGGCCAGCCCAUUACCAACGGCAAUUCGUCCCACGAGGCCCUGCCGAAACCUGCCGAAAAAUCCUCCAUGAAAGACAAACUUACGCGCAUGUUCUCUACGAAAGACGUCACCAGAAACGCUAUUGAGGUCCCUCAUCGUCCGCGCGGUUCCAGCUUUACUGAGAGCACAAAACCCCAACCCCCCAGCAGGAAAGCAUCAACAACCACCGCAGAAAGAGUUCCCGAAAAGCCCGCUUCCAAACCCGUCAAAACGCCCGCCAAAGAUCUCCACCGAUUCAUGGUCAACCCAGAAGCGCAGGGUGGCCACGAGCACCACCUCAAGUCAAGUCGCAGGCAAGAGAAGCUCUCCGACAUGUGGCGCACCCUCAUCGGCAAGAAGCAGGACCAACCUGCGGAGAAUGACCUCUCUCUUGUUUCCAACUGGGUAGAUACCCUCAAGGCGGAGAAGGAAGACAUGGCUGGUGAUAAGAAGAACGGUCCGAAUGCGACGACGACGCUGGUGGAGAAGUACGGAAAGUGCCAGGAGGUUGUAGGCCGUGGUGCCUUUGGAAUCGUUAGGAUAUCCCACAAGAAGAUUGAGAACGGCACAGAAAAGUUGUUCGCCGUCAAAGAGUUCCGUCGCCGGCCCGAGGAGACAGAAAAGAAGUACAGCAAGAGGCUGACUGCUGAAUUCUGCAUUUCCUCGUCGCUCCGACACCCCAACGUCAUCCACACCCUCGACCUGCUCAAGGACGCCAAGGGAGACUACUGCGAGGUAAUGGAGUUCUGUGCGGGCGGUGACCUGUACACCCUUGUCCUCUCGGCCGGCAAGCUGGAGGUGCAAGAAGCGGACUGCUAUUUCAAGCAGAUGAUGCGUGGCGUCGAAUACCUGCACGAGAUGGGUGUCGCCCACCGCGAUCUCAAGCCCGAGAACCUGCUGCUCACCACCCGUGGCGGCCUCAAGAUCACGGACUUUGGCAAUGGAGAAUGCUUCCGCAUGGCCUGGGAGACAGAUCCCCACAUGGUCUCUGGUCUCUGUGGCUCCGCCCCCUACAUUGCCCCCGAAGAGUACACCGACAAGGAAUUCGAUGCCCGCGCCGUCGACGUCUGGGCCUGCGGUGUCAUUUACAUGGCGAUGCGUACCGGCCGCCACCUCUGGCGCGUCGCUCGUAAGGACGAGGAUGAGUUCUAUGCUAGAUACUUGGAGGGUCGUCGUGAUGAGGAGGGGUACGGUCCCAUUGAGUCUUUGCAUAGAGCGCGCUGCAGGAAUGUGAUCUACUCCAUCCUGGAUCCCAAUCCGACCCGCCGCAUCACGGCCUCACAGGUCCUCAAGUCCGAAUGGGGCCGCGAGAUCAAGCUGUGCAAGGCUGGUGAGGAAGGUCUCUGA
Colletotrichum aenigma is the source of this 1458-nucleotide messenger RNA. RefSeq names its product Serine/threonine-protein kinase hal4 (gene hal4). The transcript is spliced from 2 exons. The record is from RefSeq and is a predicted model, not a curated record. Lineage: Eukaryota; Fungi; Ascomycota; Sordariomycetes; Glomerellales; Glomerellaceae. Gene Ontology annotation, biological process: intracellular monoatomic cation homeostasis; protein phosphorylation; intracellular signal transduction. Bases 1 to 1458 code for a protein of 485 amino acids. Gene Ontology annotation, molecular function: protein serine/threonine kinase activity; ATP binding.